AUGCUCACAAAGAACAACUAUGAUAAUUGGAGUAUAAAGAUGAAGGCGCUACUAGGAUCUCAAGACGUGUGGGAUAUCGUUGAGAAAGGCUUCAAAGAGAAAGAUGAAGUCUCGUUAAGCCAAAGUGCGAAAGAUACGUUGAAGGAGUCAAGAAAGAUAGACAAGAAAGCUCUCUUCCUCAUUUAUCAAUCGGUGGAUGAAGAUACUUUUCAGAAGAUAUCCAACGCAACGACGGCCAAAAAAUCAUGGGACAAGCUUCAAACUUGCAAUAAAGGAGUUGAGCAGGUAAAAAAGAUUCGUCUUCAAACUCUUAGAGGUGACUUUGAACGCUUGUUUAUGGAGGAUUCGGAGUCAAUUUCUGAUUAUUUUUCUCGAGUAUUGACCGUAGUCAAUCAACUUACAAGAAAUGGUGAAGAUGUCGAUGAUGUGAAAGUCAUGGAGAAAAUACUUCGCACUUUAAAUACAAGUUUUGACUUCAUUGUUACCAACAUUGAAGAAAACAAGGAUUUCAAGACCAUGACCAUAGAGCAACUCACGGGUUCCUUACAAAGCAUAUGA
Vicia villosa (hairy vetch) is the source of this 558-nucleotide messenger RNA. RefSeq lists its product as uncharacterized. The coding region runs from base 1 to 558 and encodes 185 amino acids. The record is from RefSeq and is a predicted model, not a curated record. The transcript has a single exon. Lineage: Eukaryota; Viridiplantae; Streptophyta; Magnoliopsida; Fabales; Fabaceae.